This is a messenger RNA of Pangasianodon hypophthalmus (striped catfish), 2875 nucleotides long. RefSeq lists its product as uncharacterized. Bases 1 to 1047 code for a protein of 348 amino acids. The record is from RefSeq and is a predicted model, not a curated record. Lineage: Eukaryota; Metazoa; Chordata; Actinopteri; Siluriformes; Pangasiidae. The transcript is spliced from 5 exons.
AUGGCUGAAUCUUUAUCUGGGAGUGAGGACUCUCAGUGCUGCACGUUUACACUGAUUACCUUCUUGAGAUCACCUCGUUAUAAAAGCCCGUGCAGGUGGCCGUGGAUCUGCCUGAGAAGGCACCUGCCGCGUUACACAGGGAUCCUGGAUGACAUCCACUCGGAAUAUGGCAUCUCAGGAAAAAUAGUCAGAACAACAACAACUGAUAGUGGAUCAAAUUUAAUUAAAGCAUUUAAGGUGUAUGGUGAACAGAGUCAGCAAGAGUUGACUGGUGCUGACUCUGCUGAGGCAGUGACACUGGAGAGUGAGGAAGAUGCAGAAGGAGUUGAGGUUCAGGACACCUGUUCUAUUUUAAACACUAACAGUGGGUUGGAGUAUCAUCUACCCGAGCAUCAGCGUUGCGCGUGUCAUCAUCUUAAUUUGGUGGCUACUGUGGAUGCUUCCAAGGCAGAGGACAGCAGUGAGGUAUAUAAGAAGCUUCCCCGUUCAACGUUUGCAAAAUGCCAGGCAUUAUACAAUAAAACCAGCCGGUCUGCCAUCAAUGCUGAGAUUGUCCAAGAAGAAUGUAAGCUGCAGUUCAUUCAGCCCAACCACACAAGAUGGAAUUCGGUGUACAGUGCUGCAGAGAGGGUAAUGCGGAUCCUAAAGGAGCAGGGAGAAGCAUCCCUUCAGAAUCCUGUAUCCAUGGCCUUGAACAUCCUUGAGUCUGAAACCAACACUCAGAUGGGGUGGCUGCUUCCCACCAUCUACCUUCUUGAAUCCAAGUUCAGAAAGAUGGAGAAGAUGGAGGCUUCAGUCAAGGUAUGUCUUCCCCUUAUUCGUGCUCUGCAGCAGGCUCUACAAAAGCGCUUUGGGGAGUUUAUGGAAGAUCCGGAGCUCGUCAGUGCUGCAAUUCUUCUUCCAAAAUUCAAAACGUCAUGGACAGACAAGGCCCACAUCAUAAAAGCAGGUAAGAUGUUCCUAAUAUUUUGUCAGGAGUCAUGGGUACAUUUUGCUUAUCCCACUUGUAACUGGUCCACUACUGUGUAUGGGUUUGUGUGGAGUUAAGCUAUUGGUUCAAUAUUUAUUUACUGGCCUACUGUAGCACAGUCAGACUGUGAAACAGUGUUAGAAAAGACAAGGGUAUUGAGGGGUUAUAGGGGAGUAAAUGCAGCAGGGCUUAUGUAGCAAGUGAACGGUUUUAUUUAAUUUCUAAACUAUCCAUGAAAACCCCAAUAGUUGGUCCAUAACACACUAGUAAACAUGCCAUAGUUUGUCUAUCAGCAUUAUCCACAAUUAUUAUUAAUGUUUGUGUGUAUGGUAGGUAUGGAUUACAUCCUGCAUUAUCUUGAUGCCAUUAAGGGCACCCAGCAAAACGAAUCACAACGUGAUGCCUCUGACGAGGAUGACUUCUUUUCUUCCAUUAAGACUGUUCCAUCCCCAACUGCAUCUGAAUUGGAUGGAUACUUGGCUUGUGCCUCAGAAGAGAUGGGACUGCUUCACUUGUUUCCUUUGGUGAAAAAGCUAAGCCUCAAACUGAACACACCCUUGCCUGCCUCUGCAGCAUGUGAGUGCCUUUUUAGUUGUGCUGGGCAGCUGUUUACUCCUAAACGAGCAAGGCUGGACAGUACAAAUUUUGAGAAUCAGCUCAUUGUAAAACUGAACAACAAAUUCAGAAUAUAGGCUCGUUGUUGACCCCUGCACUAAAAUCGCUGCAAGCCUGCGUUCAUGUUCAGAGACUUGUCAGUUAAUGCAUGCUCUAUUCACUUCAGUGUAAUUUUCUAAUUUGUGCUACAGGCUCAUCUUUUUAUGUUAAAUUGUUAAUGUACAAUGCUUUGCAACCUUUUAUUAACCUGCAAGAAGACCUCUACAGAAUGCUUGUCAUAAAUGUUACCUGAUUAUUGUGAUUAUUAUUAUGUGUUACAAAUAUUACAUGCCUGGAUUUUCAGUGCUAGCAGUCAGAACAGGGUUCCCACAGGUCCUUGAAAGUUUGUGAAUCUGAAAAAAAAAAUUUCAAGGCCCUGGAAAGUUUUUGAAAAUAAACAUACAUAGAUACAGAAGAAGAUUACAAAGAAUGGCUUGCCAGAGAUCCAAAGGACCAUCACUUGGCCAGGUGCAGAGCCUGUUGUAAAUCUCUCAAAGUGCAUAGGAUGGGAGAAGCGGCUCUUUCAAGUCAUGCAGCUGGAUCUACACACAAGACGGCACUGCGGAAAUCGGAAGCAGCACCCACUUUAGUCAACUUUGUGGAAAGGUUGGUGACAUCAACUCCUACACCAUGUAGACCUGCAACGGCUACCACCAUUGCCACAUCCUCCAAACAGUCAAUAAUCACAGAGAGGACACAUUAAAAGCUCAGGUCCUGUGGUGUUUGAACAUGAUGGAGUCUCACUACUCUUUCAAUUCCAGUGAAGGGACAGGUGUGCUAUUUUCUGCAAUUUUUUCCGACAGUGCAGUUGCGAAGACUUUUGCCUGUGGAGCAACAAAGUCCACGUACAUUUGCACGCAUGGUUUGGCUCCGCAUUUCAAACACUUGUUGUGCAAAAAACUCUCUUCUAAUAGGGAGGACUAUGAUGUUUUCAGUGCUUACACCAAACCCAAAUAUGUUCAGUCAAUGACUGUAUCUUGUGUUCAAUAAACAAAACAUUUGUGAUAAUCUGUUGCCCAAAUAUUUUAUUUAAUGUAAUGUUGAAUUGUUUUGCUUGUUAAGAUAAUGUAAACCCAUGAGGCGAGAAAAACUUAAAAGCAUAUUCAUAUGUCUUAAAACUUCUGGUUACAUGAUCCUAAGCUCCUUUCAAUAAAAUCCAUGCAAAAGUUAAUAUCAGAAUUUUUAGAAUACAAUAUAGGAUAUACCGAACAUUCUUCAGUUUUAUGCAAAACAGAAAUACGACAAAUAGAA